Messenger RNA from Peromyscus eremicus (cactus mouse), 3094 nucleotides. RefSeq names its product SV2 related protein (gene Svop). The record is from RefSeq and is a predicted model, not a curated record. Gene Ontology annotation, biological process: transmembrane transport. Gene Ontology annotation, cellular component: membrane. The coding region runs from base 53 to 1759 and encodes 568 amino acids. The transcript is spliced from 16 exons. Lineage: Eukaryota; Metazoa; Chordata; Mammalia; Rodentia; Cricetidae. Gene Ontology annotation, molecular function: transmembrane transporter activity.
GAAGCUUCCCAAGCAGGGCAGCUUCCCUGUGCUUCUGAAACAAGCAUGUUCUAUGCCAGAGCACAGCAAGUCUCCACGGGUCCACAGAAUAAUUCAAGAAUUCUACACAGCAGGGCGGUCAGCUGGGAGAGCAUCGGCCCAGCAUAUGGUGGUGAAAUUCCGCCGUACAGGAGAGAGUGCAAGGUCAGAGGACGAUUUGGCUUCUGGAGAGCAUGAUAUCCAGAUUGAGGGGGUCCGAGUGGGCCUAGAAGCAGUUGAGCUGGAUGAUGGGGCUGCUGUGCCCAAGGAGUUUGCCAAUCCCACGGAUGACACUUUCAUGGUGGAAGAUGCGGUGGAAGCCAUUGGGUUUGGAAGAUUUCAGUGGAAGCUCUCUGUUCUCACUGGCUUGGCUUGGAUGGCCGACGCCAUGGAGAUGAUGAUUCUGAGCAUCCUGGCCCCUCAGCUGCAUUGUGAGUGGCGACUCCCCAGCUGGCAGGUGGCACUGCUGACUUCGGUGGUGUUCAUCGGCAUGAUGUCCAGUUCCACGCUCUGGGGAAACAUCUCGGAUCAGUACGGCAGGAAAACAGGGCUGAAGAUCAGCGUGCUCUGGACCCUGUACUACGGCGUCCUCAGUGCUUUUGCGCCUGUGUAUAGUUGGAUCCUGGUGCUCCGAGGCCUGGUGGGCUUUGGGAUCGGAGGGGUGCCCCAGUCGGUGACGCUGUACGCUGAGUUUCUUCCCAUGAAAGCCAGAGCCAAGUGUAUUUUGCUGAUAGAGGUCUUUUGGGCCAUCGGGACAGUGUUCGAAGUCCUCCUGGCUGUGUUCGUGAUGCCCAGCCUGGGCUGGCGCUGGCUGCUCAUGCUCUCGGCUGCCCCGCUGCUUCUCUUCGCGGUUCUGUGUUUCUGGCUACCAGAGAGUGCGAGGUAUGAUGUGCUGUCCGGGAACCAGGAAAAGGCCAUUGCCACCUUAAAGCGGAUAGCAACAGAAAAUGGAGCCCCCAUGCCUCUGGGAAAGCUCAUCAUCUCCAGGCAGGAAGACCGAGGCAAAAUGAGGGACCUUUUCACACCCCACUUUCGAUGGACAACUCUGCUGCUGUGGUUUAUAUGGUUUUCCAAUGCCUUUUCUUACUACGGCUUGGUUCUGCUCACCACGGAACUCUUCCAGGCAGGAGAUGUCUGCAGCAUCUCCAGCCGGAAAAAGGCGGUGGAAGCCAAAUGCAGCUUGGCCUGUGAGUACCUGAGCAAGGAGGAUUACAUGGACCUACUGUGGACCACCCUGUCUGAGUUCCCAGGUGUCCUUGUGACUCUGUGGGUCAUCGACCGCCUGGGCCGCAAGAAGACCAUGGCCUUGUGUUUCAUCAUCUUCUCCCUCUGCAGCCUCCUACUGUUCAUCUGCAUUGGAAGAAACGUGCUCACCCUCCUUCUCUUCAUUGCAAGAGCAUUUAUUUCUGGAGGCUUCCAAGCGGCCUAUGUUUACACACCUGAGGUGUACCCCACGGCGACGAGGGCACUGGGCCUGGGUACCUGCAGCGGCAUGGCGAGAGUGGGCGCCCUCAUAACUCCGUUCAUUGCUCAGGUGAUGCUGGAAUCCUCUGUGUACCUGACCUUGGCCGUCUACAGCGGCUGCUGCCUCCUGGCUGCUGUGGCCUCCUGCUUUCUGCCCAUCGAGACCAAAGGCCGAGGACUGCAGGAGUCCAGCCACCGGGAAUGGGGCCAGGAAAUGGUUGGUCGGGGGACCAGCAGUGCGGCUGUCCCCAGGUCGAACUCUGGCUCUCAGGAAUGAUGACCGACCCCUGGGGGUUGAGCUGGUCUUUGAGGUUAGGGAGCUGGCAGAGCCCAGCCGGGCCACUUACGGUCACUGCCGACACCGAGAACUUACCCAAGAGGGUGAUGUGGACCAACAGGGUUUUGUGUCUUAGCUGUGUUUGGCCAUGUUCAUUGAGGGUCACCCACCCCGGGAAGAUGGGGUGGCAUUCACUCCAGGGGGUUCUCUGUGGUGGGGGAAGGUUUGUACAUCACUGUGCAUCUGCAUGGGGAAACUGCUACUGUGGGAGGGUCCCAGGAUGCUCAGGGCCAGCUGAGCAGAUGUCAUAUAGUUACCCAGUCAUACCCUUGGGGAGCUACCACCCACAGAGCUCCGUAGAUACAGUCCAGGCCCAGACCCCGUGACACCUGCCAUUUUGUCCAGUAGGUUUCUUCUGCUCCCUGGCCCCAGGCUUUCUUUGGAAUUAAGGUGAGCUAGUGUCUGGCCCAAGCAGCUUUUAUGGAGCCAGAGAUGCCCACUGCUUCCUUGGCUGGGCCCUUCUAGAUGUCUCUCUGGGGCCUGCCGGGUGGAAACUGGCAGAUAAAUGUGCAUCUGGUUUGAACCAAGCAGCCCCCACCUGGCCCCCUCCCUCUGGAGUUGCUAUCUCUGGCUGCAGAGGGUCCUGUUAUAUCUCUGGGGAGAGCUAGGUGCCCACCAGGGGAUCGCCUCAGAAAGCUGUUACCUCGUUCCCCAACCUAGACAUUGGAAACUGAGGCCGAGGGGAGAUUCAAGCCCAAAGCCAGUCUCUGCUGAAGCAGCAAAGGGCUUUCUGGGCCCUCUGUUCUGGCUCCCUCUUCAGCCCUACUGAAUGGUGAGUCCCAGUUUACUCAGGCUUCAGGACCGUGCUAUGUGAAGACAGCUGCAUGGGCUGAGGGGUCUCCGGGUGAAGCACCUGCUGCAGGCCACUCAGUCUUGGGGCCAGAAGCCCACUGCUCCUCCCGGGUCUGCUUUCUCUCAUGCCCCGUCUGUCAAGGGCAGCGCUGGCCCUACAGAGGCGGGUCCCGGGAGGAUGCCUUGGCGCAAGGAUCAGAAAAGUCCAUGUCAGAGGGGAGGGGGAAAGCCAUUGUCUUGGCCUCGGGAGGAAGGACGGGAGGGAGGUCUCGGCAGUCCACACAUACUCCCAGAUUCCAAAACACACGAGCCUUCUCCUGAGGUUCGGGGAGGAAACACUCUGGAGGAGGGAGGAAGGAAGGAAACUGCCAGGCCCCAUCCAAGGCCAGAGGAAACCGACCCACGGCUCGAUGCGCACACUGCAAGGAAGCCGAAUGUGCGUUGUGCAUUCAUCUCUUAUUAAAACGUUGGUGACGGACAUGA